CGCGGGUGGAGAAAGCUUUCUUCUCACAGCAGCGGGGAUUUUCUGACUGCACACACCGGAUAUUCCCGACCGAUUUAAAAAAAAAAAAAAAAAAAAAAAAAAGAGAGAGAGAGAGAGAGAAAACAACAAAACGGUUGAAAGCGGCGAGAGAAGGACACUUUCCUGGGUCACUAUCCCCCUCCCUUCCCACCUCUCUCUUUUUUGGGGUUUUUCUUUUUUACGUUUUUCAGACAGCUUUUUUUUUUCCUCCCGUGGCGCACUCAGGUUCCUUCUGCUGACAUGGUAGAUUAUCACGCUGCCAAUAACCAACACUCGGCCGGCGGGGCGCAGACCUACAUGGAGCAGGAGAAUGACUGGGACCGGGACCUGCUGCUGGACCCGGCCUGGGAGAAACAGCAGAGGAAGACGUUCACGGCCUGGUGUAACUCCCACCUGCGGAAGGCCGGCACGCAGAUCGAAAACAUCGAGGAAGACUUCAGGGAUGGACUCAAACUCAUGCUGCUGCUCGAGGUCAUCUCAGGCGAACGGUUACCCAAGCCUGAGCGAGGCAAGAUGAGGGUCCACAAGAUCAACAAUGUCAACAAAGCGCUGGACUUCAUCGCCAGCAAGGGAGUCAAACUGGUCUCCAUCGGAGCAGAGGAAAUCGUGGACGGAAACGCCAAGAUGACCCUGGGAAUGAUCUGGACCAUCAUCCUCCGCUUCGCCAUCCAGGACAUCUCGGUAGAAGAGACCUCAGCUAAGGAAGGUCUUCUGUUGUGGUGCCAGAGGAAGACUGCUCCCUACAAGAAUGUCAACGUGCAGAACUUCCACAUCAGCUGGAAGGACGGUCUUGCCUUCAAUGCUCUCAUCCACAGACACAGACCUGAGCUCAUCGACUACGACAAGCUCAGAAAGGAUGACCCCGUGACCAACCUGAACAAUGCCUUCGAGGUGGCUGAGAAGUACCUGGACAUCCCCAAAAUGUUGGACGCAGAAGACAUCGUGGGUACGCUGAGGCCGGAUGAGAAGGCCAUAAUGACCUAUGUAUCCUGCUUCUAUCACGCCUUCUCUGGCGCUCAGAAGGCUGAGACAGCUGCCAAUCGUAUCUGCAAGGUGCUGGCUGUCAACCAAGAGAAUGAGCAUCUGAUGGAGGACUACGAGAAACUGGCCAGUGAUCUGCUGGAGUGGAUCCGUCGCACCAUCCCCUGGCUGGAGAACCGAGCCCCGGAGAAAACCAUGGCCGAGAUGCAGCAGAAACUGGAGGACUUCAGAGACUACCGCCGCGUCCACAAACCACCCAAGGUCCAGGAGAAAUGUCAGCUGGAGAUCAACUUCAACACCCUGCAGACAAAACUGAGACUCAGCAACAGACCUGCCUUCAUGCCCUCCGAGGGACGCAUGGUGUCUGACAUCAACGGGGCGUGGCACGCUCUGGAGGGAGCCGAGAAGGGCUACGAGGAGUGGCUGCUCAACGAGAUCCGACGUCUGGAGAGACUCGAUCACCUGGCCGAGAAGUUCCGCCAGAAGGCCGCCAUCCACGAAUCCUGGACCGACGGUAAGGAGGCCAUGCUCACCCAGAAAGACUACGAGACCGCCUCUCUGUCAGAGGUCAAGGCGUUGCUACGGAAACAUGAGGCCUUCGAGAGCGACCUGGCGGCCCAUCAGGACCGAGUGGAGCAGAUUGCCGCCAUCGCGCAGGAACUCAACGAGCUGGACUAUUACGACUCUCCCAGCGUGAACGCUCGCUGCCAGAAUAUCUGCCAGCAGUGGGACGUCCUGGGCUCUCUCACCCAGAGCCGCAAGGAGUCACUGGAGAGGACAGAGAAGCAGCUGGAGUCGAUAGAUGAGCUGUACCUGGAGUACGCCAAGAGGGCGGCACCCUUCAACAACUGGAUAGAGGGAGCCAUGGAGGACCUGCAGGACAUGUUCAUCGUCCACAACAUCGAGGAGAUCCAGGGUCUGAUCACAGCCCACGAGCAGUUUAAGUCGACCCUGCCAGAGGCCAACAAGGAGCGCAAGGCCAUCCAGGACAUCCAGGCUGAGGUGCAGAAGAUCGCCCAGUACAACGGCAUCAAGCUGUCAGGAACCAACCCCUACACCACCAUCACCCCCGAGAGCAUCGACAGCAAGUGGGAACAGGCCCAGUUGCUGGUGCCGCAGCGUGACCAGGCCCUGCAGGAGGAGCUGUCCAAGCAGCAGUCCAACGACCAUCUGAGACGCAAGUUUGCCACCCAGGCCAACAUCGUCGGGCCCUGGAUACAGACCAAGAUGGAGGAGAUUGGCAGGAUAUCCAUCGAGAUGAACGGCACCCUGGAGGACCAGCUGACCAACCUGAGGGAGUACGAGCAGAGCAUCAUCGACUACAAGCCCAACAUCGACCAGCUGGAGGGAGACCACCAGCUCAUCCAGGAGGCACUCAUCUUCGACAACAAAUACACCGCCUACACCAUGGAGCACCUCCGUGUCGGCUGGGAGCAGCUGCUCACCACCAUCGCCAGGACCAUCAACGAGAUCGAGAACCAGAUCCUGACGCGUGAUGCCAAGGGCAUCAGCCAGGAGCAGCUGCACGAGUACCGCGCCUCCUUCAACCACUUCGACAAGACCUUAGGAGAUGGUGAGAGAGGAGCCAAGCGUGACCACAGCGGGGCGCUGAUGGCCGAGGAGUUCAAGGCCUGUUUGAUCAGUCUGGGCUACGAUGUGGAGAACGACAAGCAGGGCGACGCUGAGUUUGCUCGCAUCAUGGGAAUAGUGGACCCCAACAACAGCGGAGCCGUCACCUUCCAGGCCUUCAUCGACUUCAUGUCCCGGGAGACGACCGACACCGACACCGCCGACCAGGUCAUCGCCUCCUUCAAGAUCCUGGCCGGGGACAAGAACUUCAUCACAGCCGAGGAGCUGAGGCGGGAGCUUCCCCCCGACCAGGCAGAGUACUGCAUCGCCCGCAUGGCGCCCUACACGGGGCCCGACGGUGCCCCCGGGGCCCUUGACUACAUGUCCUUCUCCACCGCCCUGUACGGCGAGAGCGACCUGUAGACGAGGAGGAGGAGAAGAAGAGGAUGGAUGGAUGGACGGGGGAGGGAGGGAGGGAGGAGCGAAGGAGGGGAAGGAGGUAGAGAGCUGUGAUUGACUGUUGCGUAGAAAUGGGAGGGGCUUCCAACUCAGCCCGCUGGGCUGCGGGGUUGCCGCUGCGUGUGCCCGUUUAGAAAUCACCCGAAAUUCUUUUGACUCCUCUUGUUUAUUGAUUGAAUUCUAGUUAUUUUUUGGCUCCUGCCGGUCAUUUUCGAGCUCUGUUUGAUCUCAGAUCAGCUGUAAUCGACGUUCAGGUUGUCGCUGACGUGUUGGAGCGGGCACAUCCAGGGGCAGCCGCGGGACAGCGGGGGAGGUUGCUCUGUAGUGCGGGUCCUUAGCUUCACCCUCUCUGCCUUUGGGGAUCAAAUAGACGCGGGACAGGGUAGGAAGUCUGGGGUGGGAGGGGAUAUGGGGGCACAAGCUAAUCUGAUACUUAUGCUAAUUUUUUUGUUUAUUUUAUUAUUUUUGUUUUUCUUCUUGCCAGGGGAUUUUGGGGGCGUUGAGCGCGCGGGAGGGCGGUGUUAGAUUUGACGUGUCGACUGGCGAGGUUUGUGUAUUAGAACCCAGAGAGAUUUAUGAUGUGGGGUCAGGACGGGGCGGGGUGGGGCGGGGCGGGGCGGGGCGAUCAACCAGAGAUACAAUGACAUAUUUACCCAUAAUUCCCAUGUUGCUGGAUAAGGUGAACUCUGACCUAUCUAACCUCAGCUCUUUUCCUCUUCCUGUUUUUGUUUAUUUUUUAAGAUUUUGUUGUUUAUUUCCUGGAGCAGGCGGGCGAUAGGGUUAGGGGAGGGGGGUUGGGUGGGAGUGAAGGGGGGGUCUCAGCGCUGUACAUACUUAUUUUUCCAGUGCGACGAAACGACACACACGCACAGUGUCCCAGUUAUUGCGAAUCAUCGAUCGCAGGCUCUCCAGUAGGACAAAGUAGAACGGCAUUUAUUAUUAAAUAAAUAAAUAAAAAAAACAAGAAAAAACAAAAACACAGAAAUUGAAAAGCCAAUGAUAGCAACACAGAGAGUGCAGUUUCACCAGUAGAUGGGUUUGAGCUUCCGAAAGUCGGCAUUCGGGACUUUUUCUUUGGGUAUUUUUUUCUUUUUUUUUUUUCUGUUUUUAGCAAUGAAAAAAAAAAACAACAACUCUGAAAGCUCAAGCUGACAAAUUGAACGUGGUAACCGUUUAGUUGAGGCUCGCGUACCUAAAGGCCUUCCUCCUGUGUAAAAACCAUGACAGACGCCACCGUCACGAUCACAACAUUCAUAAAUAUCUGCUUCUGUGAAACUAUAUCUUCCUCUGGUGGGCAUCAGGUGCUUAUUUAAAUAAAUAAAUCAUAAUAAAAAAAAAAACAAUUAUACAUUUAUAUCAUAGCUAAGACUGCAGUAAGUCCAUUUUUAUAUACCACAUAUCGCACAUAACCAUGCCAAGCAGUCAUGGAUGCAUUUAAUUGGCCGAAUGAAGGUUCUCGCACUUCCUGGAUUGAAGGGUUACCAUAGCGACGGUGCUUCUGAGGGCUCCCCACGUGACUGUUGGGGAAAAAAAUAUGGUGGAAGUAAAAAAAAAAAAAAAACAAACAAAAAAAAGAAAGUACCAAUAAAUGUGCCUGUUGGUGGCUACAGCUCUGUCUCUCUCUCCGCUCUCUCUCUCCUUACCUUUCUCUUGCUCUCUCGCCCCUUCUCGCUCUCCUCCUCAUCCCUCCAUCCCCUCACUUGCCUCCCUGAAUUUGGGAAAGGGAUGGAAAAAUGGGAAAAUAUACUGUAAAGAGGGAGGAGGUGGCGUCUUUAUUAACAUUCCAUUAUGUACAAAAAAUAAAUGGAUAAAAAAAAAACAAAUUCCUGUCUACAAAUCUAUGCAAUCAUCUUGUGUUCAGUAUCCAAGUUGUGGGAGUAGCUGUGGGAAACGAUCAGGCCAUUUUUUGAGAAAAUUCCUUGUCUAAAUUAAACAGGAUAACAGAUUUUCUUCCUGGAGAGAGAGAGGGAGGGAGGGAUGGGGAAGGAACUGAGAAGACUUGGACCAAAAGCUUGUGUUUUUUUUUUUCCUCCCCCCUUCUUCCCCUGCGAGGUUGGAGAGAAAUGAACUCUGGAAUUGUGAUUUUUUUUCUUCUUUUUUUGUACUCUUUAAUAUCAAACCUUAUCUGCUGUACUGGAAACUGCAACGCCUUCUGUCUCUAAUGAUAAGUGAGUUUCACAAGCACACAUAAAGUUUCCUUA
Myripristis murdjan (pinecone soldierfish) is the source of this 5249-nucleotide messenger RNA. RefSeq names its product actinin, alpha 4 (gene actn4). The record is from RefSeq and is a predicted model, not a curated record. NCBI's taxonomy places the organism in Eukaryota, Metazoa, Chordata, Actinopteri, Holocentriformes, Holocentridae. The transcript is spliced from 23 exons. Bases 280 to 3012 code for a protein of 910 amino acids. Gene Ontology annotation, molecular function: calcium ion binding; protein binding.